This is a messenger RNA of Pleurotus ostreatus (oyster mushroom), 1527 nucleotides long. RefSeq lists its product as uncharacterized. The transcript is spliced from 11 exons. Gene Ontology annotation, molecular function: monooxygenase activity; iron ion binding; oxidoreductase activity, acting on paired donors, with incorporation or reduction of molecular oxygen. The coding region runs from base 1 to 1527 and encodes 508 amino acids. NCBI's taxonomy places the organism in Eukaryota, Fungi, Basidiomycota, Agaricomycetes, Agaricales, Pleurotaceae. The record is from RefSeq and is a predicted model, not a curated record.
AUGUUGCUUAGCCUGGUCAUCCUCGCAGCCAUCGUAGCGGUCUCAGCGCAGGCACUCCGCCGACACAUUUCUUUGAGACAUAUACCUGCCGCCGGCCAUGGCGGCAUCUUCAGUUCCUAUAUCACUAGUUUGCGGUUCACAAUAAACGCGGAAUCGGUGCUCUAUGAUGGCUACAAGAAGUAUAAGGGCAGGAUAUUCAAGGUGGCUCAAAUGGAUCGUUGGAUUGCCUUUGCAUCUGGAGAUGCCCUAUUGGAAAACCUAAGGACUGCUCCGGAGCACGUCCUAUCCAUGGAAGCAGCUAUGGUGGAUCUCCUUCAAUCAGAUUACACCCUUGGGGAGGAGAUACGACGUGAUGCUUACCACGUUGGAGUCAUUCGCCAUAUUUUAUCGAAGAACCUGGCCGUAAUUUUGCCGGAAAUUCUUGACGAAAUGGUCUCAGCAACUGACGAUUUGAUUCGCACAAACCUCUCGAAAGAUAUAUGGGUACCAAUUCGAGCCACAGAAACGUUCUCCAAAAUAGUUUGCCGUGCAACCAACCGCGCUUUUAUCGGUCUGCCACUUUGUCGUGAUGAAGAAUAUUGCUCCGUCAACCUUCAGUUUACCAACCAUGUAGUAUUCGGGACAGUGUUUACCGGGAUGUUUCCAUCGUUCCUCAAACCAGUAGCGGGUCAAAUUUGGAGCAAGGUCUAUGGACUUCAAGAGCGUCUACUACGUACCAUACGCCCAAUCAUCUCCGAGCGUCGUCAUCAUAUCCAAGAAUAUGGGCCUUCCUAUCCAGACAAACCGAAUGAUAUGCUAUCGUGGUUGAUGGACGCCGCAACACCUGGUCAUUGUCAAACAGAUGAAUCUCUUGCUGUUCGGAUGCUCAACGUGAACUUCCUUGCUCUUCACACAACCUCAUCGACGUUUGUCCACGCUCUAUACCACCUAGCAAGUAAACCAACCUAUAUCAACAUCCUCAGAGAGGAGCUUAUAGAUAACUUGGGUCCCAAUCGCCUUCGAAGCGCGAACGACUGGGUUUCGGACAAACUCGAAAAAUGUUGGAAACUAGACUCCUUCUUCAAGGAAUCCCAGCGCUUGAACGGAAUGGGCGCCAUGUCUUUGCCGCGGAAGGUGAUGGUCCCCUUCACGUUUUCGGAUGGCACAGUUCUACCACCGGGCAUCAUCGUGGCCGCCGCACCCACAGCGACCCACCGAGAUGAGAGUUUGUACAACAACGCUGCCGAAUUCGAUGGCCUCAGAUUCUCAAAGACUCGGGAGAAUCUGGUCAUGCAAGGAAAAUCGGACAAGAUAGAGGAAGAAAGACUGCGUCUGACCAGCACCCACAAUUACCUUUCCUUUGGAGGAGGCCGUCAUGCGUGCCCGGGUCGCUUCUUCGCAUCAACGAUCUUAAAGAGCAUGAUGGCACACGUCAUCCUCAAUUAUGAUGUGAAGCUGGAGUCAGGGCAAAGGCCAGCAGACGAGUGGUAUGGACCGAUGUGUAUGCCCUCAAGAAAGGCUAAGGUAUUAUUCAAGGCAUUAGAGUAA